Messenger RNA from Plasmopara halstedii, 1866 nucleotides. Its product is annotated as Predicted hydrolase involved in interstrand cross-link repair. Gene Ontology annotation, molecular function: 5'-3' DNA exonuclease activity; damaged DNA binding. The transcript is spliced from 6 exons. The coding region runs from base 1 to 1866 and encodes 621 amino acids. NCBI's taxonomy places the organism in Eukaryota, Oomycota, Peronosporomycetes, Peronosporales, Peronosporaceae. Gene Ontology annotation, biological process: double-strand break repair via nonhomologous end joining; protection from non-homologous end joining at telomere; interstrand cross-link repair. The record is from RefSeq and is a predicted model, not a curated record.
AUGCGUUGCCUAGUGUGCUCUGUAGACAUGGCUUCGUGGACAAUUCCAAAGCGAGAGAUACAUGUGAACUCAUGUCUUGAUGUGAUAUCAAUGAAGAGCUUCGAAUGCCCAAUGUGUGGCAAGGAACUCCCACAUAAUGACGAGCGCCGUCGCAUAGAGCACGUGAACCGCUGUCUUGACACAGUCGAAGCAUUAGAUGAAGGCUAUCAGAGCAGUGGACAGAAGCAAGAAGCGUCAUCCGCAACACAUGUGGGUGACAAAGAAGCAAUGAUGGACAAGGAAAUCGAAACGCAAGCGACUGAAAUAGCGCAGGUGGAUGAGGUCGACAUAAACAGUGAAAGUGAACUCGGGAAUGUUUGCAAAAUUUGCGGUCUCGAUACGUCAGGGAUCGAUUUAAUGUGUCAUAUUCGCCAUGUCAAGCGUUGCGGCAGCAAAUUUGGUGUUCGACCUGAAGACAUGGGUGAAGUAGAGCAAACCGAGACAUUGGCAGCCCGACUAGAAGAAAAGGAGGUGGUAAAUGCGUAUAACGUCAUGUUGGGACCCCCAGCUGAUAAAAAAAUGGCACAGGUAGCUCAACUUGAGAGAUCAAACGUUUUUGACGAACUAAUGCGAGGCUCAAAAACCGCUGCAGUUUUGAAUGCCCGAAAGCGUCUUAAUCCAUUUAAGUUCAAACGAAAAACUAGCCAAAGACGACGUCUUUUGUAUCCCGACUUCAAGUGCAUCAAGGGUACAAACCCGCCAUUCAUAGUGGACGGUUUCAAUUAUGCGUGUCCGGAAAACUCAAGCAUUUACUUUUUGACGCACUUUCAUUCGGACCAUUACACUGGUAUUACCAAGGACUUUGAUUGCGGCAUCAUUUAUUGCACCGAAGUUACAGCAAAACUCAUCGUACAAGAGUUAGGUGUUGAAAGUAAAUAUGUCCAUCCAGUUAGACUAAAUACCACCGUAUUUGUUGCUGAUGUGCAAGUUACAUUCAUGGACGCCAAUCAUUGCCCUGGUGCGGCAAUUAUUUUGUUUUGUCUGAAAGAAGGUAAAACCUAUUUGCACACUGGCGAUUUUCGAUUUCACAAGAAAAUGCUUGACUAUUCUCCGCUUCAACCCUUCAUUCCGACCGGAAAAGAAAUUAUUGAUAACAAUGGCAAAGUUGUUGGACUCAGGCGUCUAGACGGUGUUUAUCUCGACACUACCUACUGCAAUCCAAAAUAUACGUUUCCAACCCAGCAUGUUGCAAUUAACCACGCUUUUGAGAUUAUGGACAAGCAUUUCAAGCAAGAAAAGAAAAAGGUGUGCGUAUCGAAAGCAAAGCUUAAAGUUAUCAAAACGUUUGGCUGGCCAGCAGAAUCCAUGCAGCUCCUGACGACGGAAACUGCAGUAACCAACUUACAUGUUGUUCGUAUGCAGGAUCUUCACAUGGACAACCUAACAGUGCUACUCGCAAAGCAUCACAUGCGAUUCCACCGGAUUGUAGCCUUUCGUCCAACAGGCUGGACAUUUAGUAGCAAAAACCCUCGGUCAAUGUCGUCUUGUUGCCUUAACCCUUCCGGCAAGAUUUGCGUUUAUGGCAUCCCAUACAGCGAGCAUUCAAGUUUUUCGGAGCUCAGCGACUUUGUCAAAGUCAUUAAUCCGAUCUCUAUCUUUCCUACGGUGAACUGUAGUAGCAAGCGGAAGGCGACAAAUCAAGUCAACACAUUGCGUCAGAUUGCAUUUCACAAUAUAUCGGUGCUGUUUAAAGAACAAAGGCAAAUUAAGAAGCAGCUCAAUGGACAGAAGCAAUGGGAUAACCAGCAUCAGUUUACAGAAAAGCUGGAUGCACAUACUGAUGGCAAAUGUAGUCAUCAAAUUAAGUGUCUCGAUUUUCGAGAGUAG